CACCAUAAUUAUUGAGGAUGCCGGGUCUCUGACAAGGUGGUUCUAUAUUGUAGUUGUGCACGCUGAAUGGGCAAGGUUCUUUGAAGAUGGCAGACCAAGUUGUGUGGCUGGUUGGUGCUGGAGUUCACGCUGCAGAGUAUGCUAAAGUUUUGAAGAAUCUAAAUGUGAAGUUUGAAGUCAUCGGCAGAGGAGCAGAGAGUGCUGCUAAGUUUGAAACUAAUACAGGCCACCCGGUGCAUCUCGGAGGACUUGAUAACUUUCUCAGUGCUAAUCUACUGCCAGUGGAUAACCAGAGUGUUGUUGCUAUAGUAACUGUAACAAUUCCUAACCUUGCAACGUGUACUCUUCAGUUGAUAAAGCAUGGAGUAAAUACAAUACUUCUAGAGAAACCAGGAGGUCGUGAUAGUGGAGAACUUGUGGAAAUUGUGAGAGCAGUGGAGGAGGCCGAAAAAACGGGAAGACGAAUGAGAGUGCGUUUGGCAUACAACCGUAGAUUUUAUGCAUCUGUUCGUAAAGCACAAGAGUUAGCAAAUGAAGAUGGUGGAAUUACAUCGUUCAUCUUUGAAUUUACGGAAUGGUCACACAUUAUAGCAAAUCUACCACAUCCUGAAUCAG
Messenger RNA from Saccoglossus kowalevskii, 615 nucleotides. RefSeq lists its product as uncharacterized. Gene Ontology annotation, molecular function: nucleotide binding. The record is from RefSeq and is a predicted model, not a curated record. NCBI's taxonomy places the organism in Eukaryota, Metazoa, Hemichordata, Enteropneusta, Harrimaniidae.